Molecule: messenger RNA, 114 nt
Organism: Fusarium proliferatum ET1
Lineage: Eukaryota; Fungi; Ascomycota; Sordariomycetes; Hypocreales; Nectriaceae
Exons: 1
Coding region: 1-114 (37 amino acids)
Source: RefSeq, a predicted model, not a curated record
AUGGUUAUUGCCCAUUUUCGACUCACUCUUGAUCUCCCCACGGGUCUGUCGUUAGCAUAUAGCCUGUAUAAGGAGGAUGCACAAAGACAAGCAAGGGACCGAGGGCCAACUUGA